Lepisosteus oculatus (spotted gar) is the source of this 2664-nucleotide messenger RNA. It is a transcript of the gene gatm, whose product is annotated as glycine amidinotransferase (L-arginine:glycine amidinotransferase). Gene Ontology annotation, molecular function: amidinotransferase activity. Gene Ontology annotation, cellular component: mitochondrion. The record is from RefSeq and is a predicted model, not a curated record. Lineage: Eukaryota; Metazoa; Chordata; Actinopteri; Semionotiformes; Lepisosteidae.
GUUUCGUGCUAUAAUUUCUCUAGUAAAGAGGCUGCGUCCGCUCCGAGGGUUUCGUCAUUCCUGUCACCAUCAGGCCUGCUGAAAAUGCUGCGAGUCAGGUGUCUGAGAGGAGGUAGCAGGGGCGCUGAGGCCGCUCACUUUAUCGGAGCUAUGUUUGGCAGAGCGGUAACGGGCUGGGUGCAGCGCGCAUUCCAGAGCACCUCCGCCUCAACUGCAGCCGUCCAGCGAGGUGUGGUGGAGGAGGACACGGUCCCCAGGUCUGCCGACCCCGUUACUCAGGAGUGUCCCGUCUGUUCCUACAAUGAGUGGGACCCGCUGGAAGAAGUCAUUGUUGGAAGAGCCGAGAACGCCCGAGUGCCCCCUUUUACAGUGGAAGUCAAGGCCAACACGUACGAGAAGUACUGGCCCUUCUACCAGAAGCAUGGGGGUCACAGCUUUCCGGCCGAUCACCUGAAGAAGGCCGUCGCUGAGAUAGAGGAAAUGUGCAAUAUUCUGCGUCUGGAGGGCGUCGCCGUCAGAAGACCAGAGCCCAUUGACUGGUCUGUCGAAUAUAAAACCCCUGAUUUUGUAUGUACAGGAAUGUAUGCUGCUAUGCCGAGGGACAUCCUUCUCGUUAUUGGGAAUGAGAUCAUCGAAGCCCCGAUGGCUUGGCGAGCUCGCUUCUUUGAGUACAGAGCUUACCGGCCUCUCAUUAAAGAGUAUUUCAGACGAGGCGCAAAGUGGACAACAGCUCCGAAACCUACCAUGGCUGACAAAUUAUACGACCAGGACUACCCUAUCCGCACAGUAGAAGACAGACACAAGCUGGCAGCAGAAGGGAAGUUUGUCACCACCGAGUUUGAACCGUGCUUUGAUGCUGCUGACUUCAUUCGAGCUGGGAGAGAUAUUUUUGUCCAAAGGAGUCAGGUGACAAACUACAUGGGAAUUGAAUGGAUGCGCAGACACCUCGGGCCGGACUACAGAGUCCAUGUCGUUUCCUUUAGGGAUCCUAAUCCCAUGCAUAUUGACGCCACUUUCAACAUCAUUGGACCGGGCCUGGUGCUGUCCAACCCAGAUCGCCCUUGUCGUCAGAUCGAGAUAUUCAAGAGAGCAGGAUGGACCGUCGUUCACCCUCCCACCCCUUUAAUCCCAGACGACCACCCGCUGUGGAUGUCCUCCAAGUGGCUGUCCAUGAAUGUCUUAAUGCUGGACGAGAAACGGGUGAUGGUUGAUGCCAAUGAGACCAGCAUCCAAAAGAUGUUUGAAGGGCUUGGAAUAAAGACCAUCAAGGUAAACAUCCGCCAUGCCAACUCCCUGGGCGGGGGCUUUCACUGCUGGACCUGUGAUGUCCGACGUCGGGGGACCCUGCAGUCCUACUUCAACUAGCCCUGCCAGACUGGACCGGACCGGACCGGACCGGACCUCUGCACACGAGUUCACAAAUGCCUAUUGAUUCUCCCUUUGCCGAUUCUAACAGUGCAUGGCCUGUGGUGUUCAACAGUGCUGUACUUCACGGUGUUUGUUUCCAAAAGCUUUGCUCUUUGCUCGUUCUGAUCAGCAGACUAUCUCAGUUUUACCCUGGUCAUCAAUGGUACCAUCUUCUGGGCUGACUGCAGCGAAACAGGGGAAACCAGGAAGUAGAUUUCAGGGGCUUCUUUCAGGGUUGCUAUUGGCCAAGAAGCAAGACUUUCUUUUAUAUUUCAGUGCAAUACUACCUCUAUUUGGAAGAAAAAAAUGAACACAAGUUGUAUAUUCUAGAUAUUGAUGCCUUUUAGUUUCCUUUAAGUAAUUCAUAUUUACUUAAAGACAGGUUCAUUUAACACAGUUUAUGUUUUAAUAGUAUAACAGAUCAAACAUGGUCAUUAUUCAUUAUUGACUCGUUUACUCAGGUAUUUUUUAAAACUAUUUAUUUGGGUGUUACUCAUUUUUACCCUUUAGCAUUUUUUAAAUUUCUGUUUCCCCUUUUGCUGCUGUAUAUCUGCAUAUUGUUGCACUUCUUGUUCUAGGAAAGUACCUCAAAAAUAUUUUGUAUUAUGCUGAAACUAAUGUAUGUAUUUGAGACCUCACUCCUCAUGUGCAGUUCCAUCUUAUGCCAAGUCUGCUUUUACUCUUUAUUUAAGAUUUGUAUUAUAGCCCUUAUUUUUCCAGAUAAAUGAACGAAGAAUUAAUUCUCAUUUUCACAUAACAUGAGUCUGCAUGAGUCUGCUGGUUUUAUGAAUGGAGUGGGCUCUACAGUUUGAGAAAUACUUCCCAGCAAGGUGCAGCUGAAAGAAUCCCAUCUCAAUAACAAAGAAAAAUGUUAUAAGAACUCCUCUACACAGCAUGUUUAAAUUUUUGAUCCAAGCCCACUGUAAAUUGCUGCUUUAAAGUCUUAAUAUUAAGAGGAAUGGUUUAUAUACCGUGUUGAUCAACUCAAAUGCCUUUCCUACAUAGUAAUCCAGGAAGAAAGCUCAACCAAUAUAGUAGUCGCCUUGAUAAAUCACAUAGUGUAAUUCUCUAUUAGAAUUAAAUUCGGAGUGUAAAAUAUAUCACAUGGGAAAGUAAGUAUCUGCAAUAUACCAGUGUUUUAUAGCUUCCACAUGAAUUAUAAAACAGGUUUGAUUAUAGCGGCUUAACUUUCCCUUUUUGCUGUCAGUCUGCAUGUAACUGUGUUUUUUAAUGCUAAUAAAAGAUCGAUAUAAAAUA